UCCUUAAAUUGAGCUACGACCAUAGAAUAACGUUAGGGAUAUAUUGAGUACCGCGGUGUAUAGGGAAGACAAUAUGGCUUCCAUGUUUGGAAAGAAUAGCAGUUUCCUGUUGCCGAUUUGUAUGUCAUUAAUUUGUUUUAAUAAGGUAUUAUCAAGCAAUCUUCACACAACGGACAGAUGUGUUAUGUAUGGCGAGUGCGGUAUAAAUCCAGAAACCGGCUUACAAUCGAACUGUGAAUACAACGGCCCACCAAAAUUGCUUACCGAUCCAGCAGGUCUUUUACUCCUGCAAGACUUAUGCCCAAAAUUAGCGUCUGCCCGACCUUAUACCUGCUGUGCUAAGGAACAACUGCAGACAUUACUGAUCAGCAUUCGCUUCAUUCAACAGGCCAUGCAGCGAUGCCCUGCUUGUGUAGAAAACUUUGUUAGCAUGUACUGUGAUAUGACGUGCAAUCCGAACCAAUCACUGUAUAUGAACGUUACAAGAUCAUACAAUGUGUCCGGCUACGCCACAUCAACUGUUGCCGAACUAUACUAUUUCAUGACGCGCGAGUAUGCAGACGGUACAUUCGAUUCUUGCAAGAACGUCCAAUUUCCAAGCGCGAACAUCAGGGUGAUCGAUUUAAUGUGCGAUGGUGUGCCUGCUGACCAAUGCACACCAGAAAUAUGGCUAGGGUACCUUGGAACCAUUGACAACGGCUAUGCUCCGUUCCAGAUUACGUAUAGAAUCGACGAUGUUACUGAGGAAGAGGCUAGUAAAGGUAUCGAGCCUUUGGACGAGUAUACUUAUUCUUGCAAGGAGCCGGUUGGCAACUCUACUGCCUGCAGUUGUCAGGAUUGUCCAAUAGUUUGCUCCGUCAAGAACCCCACAAUUGCGCCAACACCAGAACCAUGGGAGGUUGGUGAAAUCUCGGGAUUCACCUUCACAGUAAUAAUGUUUUGUAUUAUUCUGUCUUCAUUGUUUAUUGUAUUUUUUAUAAUGCACGAGCGUUUUAAACUUAAAGAACAAAACGCCAUUGAUGAUAAUCCGGAAUAUAAUACAUUUAAAACAGAAAAGAUAUCACCUAUAUUGACAGAAAAUGACAUAAACAUGUUUGAGAAAGGUGGUAAAAAGGUCGACGACGUUCUGAAACGUGUGUUCACAUCUCUGGGCGUAUGGUGUGCACGACAUCCGUACAUUGUUAUUUUCUUAUCCAUCGUGUUCAUCGUAGCCUGCUCUUGUGGAAACUUAAUGCUUGCUAUAACCACCGAUCCAGUCGAACUUUGGUCUGCUCCUGACAGUCAGUCCCGAUGGGAGAAGGACUAUUAUGACCAGGCUUUUAUGCCAUUCUACAGGACGGAGCAGCUGAUCAUUACGGCUCCUAACAGAACUUCCACCAUCCAUGAAACUUGGAAUGAAGGUCCCGUAGAGUUUGGACCAGUGAUGGAUAAAGAUAUCUUAGAGCAGAUACUAGAGCUACAAGAAUAUAUCACUUAUAUGAAAGUACCGUUCACGUAUAAAGGCGUUACAAAGGACAUCAGUCUCAGCGAUAUUUGCUUCAAACCCGUCAAUGACAAAUGCACCAUUACCAGUUCUUUGCAAUAUUGGCAGAACGAUCUGGGACGCCUUAACCAGGAAACCGUUGGUACAAACGGAAGGGUUGCGGACUAUCACGAUCACUUUUUGUACUGUAUGAGAGCCCCCCUUUCGGUGGUAGACACUACACCGUUGGCAUUACCUUGUUUAAGCGAAUUUGGUGGACCAUCGUUACCUUACGUGAUUGUCGGUGGAUUUAAUGUGACCAAUGGUACCGAGGAAUACAACACCGGGCAGGCUCACAGUCUUACGUUCGUGGUGUUGAACAAAAAAGACGAAGAUGAACACUAUCAAAUGUCGUUAACAUGGGAAUCAGCUUACUUGGAAUACAUGAAGAAUUAUAAGAAUGAAAAUCUGACCAUAGCAUAUUAUGCAGAGCGUUCAAUUGAAGAUGAAAUUGUGCGAUCUAGCCAAGCCGAUGUCGUUACUAUAGUUGUUAGUUAUAUUGUCAUUUUCGCAUACAUCGCUCUCGCCCUUGGUGAAUUUAGUCGGUGUGACAGAAUUCUUAUUGACUCAAAAAUAACACUAGGGUUAGGUGGUGUGCUUAUGAUUCUUAUGUGUGUGUUCGCUUCAACUGGUAUAUAUGGCUAUUUCGGAGUCGCGACUACGUUGAUCAUUAUUGAGGUUGUACCGUUUCUUAUCCUGGCCAUCGGAGCAGACAACAUGUUUAUCCUCGUUUUAGAUUUCCAGAGGAGUAAGAGGGGAGAGAAGGAGUCUUUAGAAGAGCAUAUUGGAAGAGUACUUGGUGAAGUAGGACCCAGUAUGCUAAUGUGUGGCCUAUCUGAAUCGAUCGCCUUCUUCCUCGGAGCGUUAACGGAAAUGCCCGCUGUUCGAACAUUUGCCUUGUAUGCUGGAAUGGCCGUCCUCAUCGACUUUGCGCUGCAAGUCACAGCAUUUGUUGCUCUUCUCACUUUAGAUUGCAGGCGCCAAGAAAGUAAUCGAUAUGAUAUUUGCUGCUUUAUCCGGGAUAAGAAAAAUGAACCACCAAAGAGAGAACUUGGUUUCCUGCAACAAUUCAUGGCAUCGCAUUACGCUCCGUUUAUUGUUAAGAAAUGGGUUCGACUUGUUGUUAUGAUAUUUUUCUUAACAUUUACUUGUGUUUGUCUGGUGUUUAUGGCAAAACUUCCUGUCGGUCUAGAUCAAGAUAUAGCUAUGCCAAAGGAUUCAUACGUAAUUGACUAUUUCAAUGGACUCGCGAAGUACCUAAGUGUUGGUCCCCCAGUGUACUUUGUUACGACUGAUGGAUACAAUUACACCUCGACAAAAGGCCAGAAUAAGGUUUGCGGAGGCUCUGGCUGUGAUGAAGAUUCUCUUACUCAACAAAUAUAUUUUGCUUCUAAAAUCAAAGAACACACAACGAUCGCUUAUCCCGCAGCAUCAUGGAUUGAUGACUACCUGGAUUGGAUAACGCCUAACAUCGGUCAAAGUUCUUGCUGUAGAACGUAUACUGAUAACUUUUUGAACCCUUACCGCGAUAAAGCCGGCGAGUUUUGUUCGGCAUCAGUUGAAGAAACUUUUCCUGUCUGUAGUAGUUGUUUACCUUUGACGUCACGAGGUGAACGACCCCAAAAUGAUGAAUUCAUGGAAUUCCUUCCAUUUUUCUUACAAGACAUUCCCACCGAUAUUUGCAGUAAAGGAGGGCGCGCCGCAUACGGCGAUGCAGUCGAUAUUGUGAACAACACGGGUGAGAAUGAAAUUCGAGCAACAUACUUUAUGACCUACCACACAAUCUUGAAAACCUCACAAGAGUUUACGAAUGGUCUACGUCAAGCGAGGGCGCUAUGUGAGUCCAUCGAGAAGUCGAUGAGAGAGGAUCUUGAACUCGGACCGGACUUCAAAGUGUUCGCGUACAGUCUGUUCUAUGUGUAUUAUGAGCAGUACCUUGAUAUGGUAGAGAUCGCUGUUUUCAACAUUUGUAUUUCUCUAGUGCCAAUCUUCCUGGUUAGUUUUCUAAUGCUGGGAUUUGACGUAAUAUCCGCCCUCAUCAUCAUUAUCAAUAUCUUGAUGAUCGUCUUCGACACGCUUGGUAUUAUGUAUUUCUGGAACAUCGACUUCAACGCUAUCUCAUUAGUCAACUUAACUAUGGCCGUUGGUAUUUCGGUGGAAUUUAUUUCACACAUUGUAAGAAAAUUCAGAACCUGUACUUUACCAACAAGAAAAAAGCGAGCCCAGGAGGCAUUAGCAACUACUGGAAGUUCUGUUCUUAGUGGUGUGGCUAUGACAAAUUUACCAGGGAUCGUUGUUUUAGCAUUCGCAAAAUCUCAACUUUUCAAUAUAUAUUACUUCCGAAUGUUCUUUACAAUAACUAUUGUCGGAACAUUCCAUGGUCUUGUCUUUCUUCCCGUAUUACUAAGUUAUAUAGGACCUCCAAUCAAUAAAGCAAAACUUUUUGAAGAGCAACAGGAAAAACAGAAACAGAAAAAGGUUGACUGCAAAGUGGACGUAAUUUCCGGCCAUGACAAUCCAGUAAUGACUUCUGACGAAGCUACCACGAUGACAACAGACAGUCCAUAUGAAGAAAUUGGUGUUCACAAGAAAGAACAUAACAUCGCUUUGGAUAAUGAUGAUAUAACGAAGUUUUAAUAAAUUUACACUGUAUAGUUUUUCUGUUACAAGCCAAAAUGUUAGAAGAAGAAAUGUCGCCAGUAUAAUUAUUAUUAUUAUUAUUAUUAAAGUUAGCCAUCUUUCUUUGAAAGACAAUUGACCAGAUAGACGCCGCUGUCUUACUGAUUAGUAGUCACCGAACGAAACAAACACAGCAAGGCAAAGCAUGAUGUGUAGCUUCGAGAGGGAGGAAUCAUCAACUGAGUUCGGGACAGGGCUACUUUCACAAGCGAAUGUAUGCAGACAAAUCACCGGCUAGCUCGAUGUAGCAGUACAUGUGAUGUAUGCGAGCCACUUUACUAUCCAAAACAUUAAUAAUUUGUUAGCAUUUUUUGUAAGGCUUGAAAUCUAAAACCCUCACAAUGGUCUUGAUUUUGAAUACCGGUCGAGACAGUACAUUUUUUCUUUAAAAAUGUAUUAUCAUCUUUAAUGAGAUGUUUAUAAUAGAAUUAUUUUAAUAUUUAUCUUAGUCAACAUUUUUAUCUUUAUAACAACUGCUUAAAACUAAGCUAAAUAUGUUAGUAUUCUCAAAUUAAUUAAUUUUCUUUAGAAACUUUGUAUUAUAUGAUGGCUGUGAUUGGUCAGUCAGUACCACAUGAAACGUUAUAUAAAAUUGUUAACGUACCUGUAUACAACAAUCUGUGUAUACCAUUCAUAAUAUCGACUACAGUAUUUCGCUAAGCUCCGCCCCUUGGAUGAAAUUUGCUAAAGGUCCCAUAAAACGACAAGUUUGUCUCUGCUUUGAUUGGUCAGUUGGCAAAUUCGAUGACAUUCCGGAAAUGUUCAUUAUUUACUAGGUUGAAUAAAUAACUUUAUUGUCUGUGUGUGUGUUUUGAACACACAAUUGCCUCUUUUUACUAAGUUACCUCAAAUGUUCGUCACAAAAUCAAAUGGAGACUAGAACCCAUGAUGUGUGUACGGAUGGUUCAUUGUGAUAUGAUGCUUUUAUUUUUGGCGGGCUAGUAUUUACAUUUGUACGGCGACGAUUUAUACAAACUAUCAGUCUGUUGUUUUAGCAACCCUAUUCAAAAUGUAAACACAUAUAUACCUUCUAUAAAUAUGUUAUAAUGUUGUUUAGUUUUAUAUGUACAGGCCUAUGUUUAGCCUGGGUUCCAGGCCUUUUUGCGUUACUCACUCUUUAUUGCACUUAGUGCACGCCAUACCUAAUUUAAUUGGCGUCCCAUACUCGAUUUUUUUUCGGAUUUGGUCUCCAAAUUAACUUUCUCGUUGGUGGCGCUGUCCAGAAUGAGAAAAAUAAUAAAAAUAAAGAGGGUUGUGCGUGUAGCCUAUGAUGUAUUAUAGGCCUAGUAUGGUUUUCCCAUUCGACGAGGAUAAAAGGCAUUAUAAUCUGCUGAAUUCGGUUGACCCACUUGAACAGGGAGGUAUAAAAUACCUCCCUGCUUGAAGUUUGAAACAAAAAGUUGUUUUAAUGAUAUUCAUUUUUAAGAUUUGAGUAGGCCUAUGUAUAACCGUCCAGUUAUCUAAAUAACAAUAUGUAGGCCUAAGGCAGUAUUAUACGGUAGAAAAUUAUAUAAUUGCACACGAUUUUAUUGAUAAUAUUAAUAAGGACACUCUUAACACCGGCUCGACUACCGGUUUAACAAUUUGUAAAUAUAAAUGCGCGUGAUAUUUUACUUUGAAAAUAUCAAAACAUUACCGGGUAAUUACGCUAUUUUGUCCGUAGAGGCCAGUACAAUACAAAUGUAUACCGUCUAAAAAAUAUAGAUUAUUUUGUACUUUAAAAAAGAGAAAAUAUCGUUCUCAACAGUUAUCAGAAGCAUAAUGCUAUGACAGUGUUCCAGUAUUUUGCUUUUUAGUGAAUCAGGGAUUUGUUACAACUCCUCUCUAAUAGCUUAAAACAUUUUUACCGGAUAGUAAAAAAAUCAUGAAUUGUGUAUAAAACGUUUGUAGAUCAGUGAUACCAUUUACGUCUUUUGGGAGUUAUCAGUGAAACCAUUUAUGUCUUUUGGAAGUUGAUGAAUUACUUGCUAAUAUUUAAAUAUAUCUUUGAUUAUUUAUGGUUUUAUUUAAGAUUUUAUCAUAGAGAUUAUGGACUUGGCCUACAACAGCCUAUCAACUGUUGGCCUGAAGUAGAUUGUAAACGUUUUGCUGACGAAUUGAUAACUUCGUAUGAAUUAAGACAAAUAGCCCAGUGUGUCGGCGAUGAAAAUAGUUUUACUCGCUGCACCCCUUAGGCUUGUAUGAUAAUACAAUGUAUAGGUAUCCUGAUUUGCCACUGGUAGUGAGAUAGAUAGAAUUUUUAGCUCUCAUUGUGCACAAAUACAUUUUAUACUUGAUUUAUGAUUGAUAAAAAUAUUUGAAAUAACA
Messenger RNA from Anneissia japonica, 6508 nucleotides. RefSeq names its product NPC intracellular cholesterol transporter 1-like. The record is from RefSeq and is a predicted model, not a curated record. Gene Ontology annotation, cellular component: membrane. The transcript has 20 exons. Bases 74 to 4159 code for a protein of 1361 amino acids. Gene Ontology annotation, molecular function: lipid carrier activity. Lineage: Eukaryota; Metazoa; Echinodermata; Crinoidea; Comatulida; Comatulidae.